AUGUCCUCAUUAAAGAUUGUGCUUAAUUUCCAAGCUGGGCUUGGAGUCCUAGCCAAUAUGUUUCUCCUUGUUUUCUAUACUUUCAUAAUCCUAAGCCACAGACCUAAGCCCAUGGACAUGCUCUCCUGUCAACUGGCCUUUAGCCACAUAGUGCUAGUACUCACUAAAGGGGAUAUUUGGCUUAAAGAGAUAGUUGAGUCACUGAACAUUGACAAUGACUUCAAAUGUAAGACAACUUUUUACAUAAGCAGGGUGAUGAGAGGCCUCUCCAUCUGCAUCACCUGCCUCCUGAGUGUGUUCCAGGCUGUCACUAUCAGUCCCAGUUCCUCUUUUUUGGCUAAAUUUAAAUAUAAGCUAAAAAAAUACAUGAUUCGUGCUUUUUUAUUUAUUUGGUUUUUGAACUUGUUAUUCAGUAGCAAUCAGAUUUUCUAUGCUGGUGCUUUUACCAAUGUUAGUGAGGCCAAGCAGAUGAAGGUCAGUAAAUCCUGUUCACUCUUCUCUUUGAACUACAUCUUUGGGGUAUUGAUUUUAGCAGUGACAAUCUCUAUAGAUGUGUUUCUUGUAGGAGUUAUGCUUGGCGCUAGUGCAUACAUGGUGAUUAUCUUGUUCAGGCAUCAGAGGCAACACAAGCAUCUUCACAGCCUCAGCCAUCCUAGAGCAUCUCCUGAGAGAAGGGCUACCCAGAUCAUCUUGCUGCUGGUGGUUUCCUUUGUGGUCAUGUACUGGGUGGACUUCAUCAUGUCAUCCACUGCAGUCUUGUUGUGGAUGUAUGACCCAGUCAUCCUGAGUGUUCAGAAGUUUGUUAUGAAUGUCUAUCCCACAAUUACUCCUUUGGUACAAAUCAGUUCUGAUAGCAGAAUAAUUGAUACAUUGAAAAGCUUGCUGUCAAAGAUUUUUUGA
Microtus ochrogaster (prairie vole) is the source of this 900-nucleotide messenger RNA. Its product is annotated as vomeronasal type-1 receptor 90-like. The record is from RefSeq and is a predicted model, not a curated record. Gene Ontology annotation, molecular function: pheromone receptor activity. Lineage: Eukaryota; Metazoa; Chordata; Mammalia; Rodentia; Cricetidae. Gene Ontology annotation, biological process: G protein-coupled receptor signaling pathway. Gene Ontology annotation, cellular component: membrane.